AUGACCGGCCUCGCCCUGGGUUGCCAAAUACCGGAGUAUUCCAAGUUCGACCGCAAGAAUUAUCCCUACCCGGACUUGAUGAAGGGUUACCAGAUUUCUCAGUAUGACUUGCCCCUGGCCGAAGACGGUGCGCUGCAGAUUGAAGCGGACGGAACAACUAAGUCCAUAGGUGUGACCCGAGUGCAUCUGGAAGAAGAUGCCGCCAAGUUGUUGCACCAUCCGGAUGGGCCUGGCGAUUCCUUUAGCCUGGUGGACGUCAACCGGGCCGGUUCGCCCCUUAUGGAAGUAGUCAGCGAACCGGACAUGCGGUCACCGGAGGAAGCUCGCGCUUACCUUGUUACUCUGCAUUCAAUAAUUCAGCACUUGGGAGUUUCCGCCGGCAAUAUGCAGGAUGGCAAUUUUCGAUGUGACGCCAACGUCAGCAUCAGGCCGGAAGGCAGCCAGGAAUUUGGGACACGUACCGAAAUCAAGAAUAUGAACAGUUUCCGGUCCGUGUAUCAAGCGCUCAAUCACGAAGUCGAACGGCAACGGCGCGUCCUGGAGGACGGUGGGCGCGUGACCCAGGAAACCCGCGGCUGGGUGGAAGAACGAGGGGUGACGGUAUCUCAGCGCAGCAAGGAGCAUGCUCAUGAUUACCGCUAUUUCCCUGACCCCGAUCUGCCCCCCCUCGUUAUUGACCGGAAGUGGAUAGAGGAGAUCCGUCAGGCUUUGCCGGAACUGGCCGUUGAACGCAAGGCUCGGUUCGUUGAGCAGUAUGGGUUGCCCCUGUAUGACGCUGAACUACUGACCGGAACUAGACCCAUGGCGGACUAUUUUGAGGAAACUCUGGCUUUGCGCCCCGAGUCUGACCUGUCUCUGAAUGCAUAUGCCAAGAGCGUUAGCAACUGGAUGUUAGGUGACUUGAGUCGCCUGAUGAAUCUGGAAAAUCUGGCGGUCCCCGAAGUCAAGUUCGGGCCCAAACACCUGGCAGAACUGCUUUCCCUGGUGGAUUCCGGAACUCUCAGCGGUAACAUGGCGAAGGCGGUUUUGGAAGAGGCUUUCACCACUGGGGAGGAACCGGGUAGAAUUGUUAAGGCCAAAGGACUGAGCCAGAUAGACGACUCUUCGGUUGUCGACUCUGCGGUGGCUCAAGCCUUGACUGGGAAUCCCAAGGCCGUCGCUGACUACCUUAGUGGCAAGGAUACGGCGUCGAAGUUCCUAGUUGGUCAGGUGAUGAAGCUGACCCGCGGUCAAGCCAAGCCAGACCUGGUGCUGGAAUUGGUCUUGGCAGCCUUGGAUUCUGCUAAGGAAAACCAGUAA
Molecule: messenger RNA, 1299 nt
Organism: Geodia barretti
Lineage: Eukaryota; Metazoa; Porifera; Demospongiae; Tetractinellida; Geodiidae
Source: the annotation of a GenBank genome assembly